This is a messenger RNA of Hydatigera taeniaeformis, 1221 nucleotides long. The record is from the annotation of a GenBank genome assembly. Lineage: Eukaryota; Metazoa; Platyhelminthes; Cestoda; Cyclophyllidea; Taeniidae.
AUGAGCUGCUCUGAGAACGGUUCCUAUGUGCUGAAGCUGGGAAACACUGAUGAAGAUGUCUAUUAUGGCAUUGAGGGCCAGCUUUGUGCCUGUGUGUGCAUGCCUUAUAGACAGAAGACAUGGGAACUGAAAAUGGCUGGUGGCAUAACGGCCAUCGCAAUUGGUAACCAAGCGAAUGGCACAAAACACGCCUUUGUUGGAACGUCAAAUGGGAUGCUCAUUCUCAUUGUGAACUUGACAGGGGAGGAAGCUCCACGUGAUCAGUACAGUCAAAUCCUCGGUUUCAUUGCCAUCUCCAGCAUCUCCAUAAUUGGCACACAAGUGUGGUGUGCUUGUGGUUGCGUCUUAGAGAUAUUUGAUGUAACGACUUUUGAUCAUUUGCGCAAAAUUACCAUAUCAGAGAACCCCUUGGACAGUAUCUGCUGUCUUGCCGCCUGUCCAAACGGUGUUUGGACGUCGUUAGUUGGCAAAACUUCCCUCAAGCUCUGGUCCACCAGCACAUUCGAGCCCACCUGGUACUGCGAUAUUAGCAGAGAUCUAACGUCAACAAGUCCUGAUAUUGAAGGGGAAAGCGAGAAUCCGGACAGAGUGACUGCAAUACUGGCAACCAGUUCAUAUCUCUUCGUUGGUACUGCCUCGGGCAUUGUUUGUAUCUACAAGACGCUUAAAUGGAAGAAUCCAAGUCGACCACAGAGUAAGCUCUGUUUUGAAAGGCGACUCUGUAAAAAUCGUUAUAGUGUGAGUGUCGCUGACAUCUUUCACAAUCAAAAAUCCCAACAAUGGGGACUGCGUUCGUCCAUCAAUAAGGGGCACCUUGACUCGGACGUAGACGAGGUUCCUUGCACCACCAUUCCCCAGGCGGAGUCAGUGAGGUCGGCUUUACAAGAGGACCUCAAGUUUUCACCUUCCAUCAACCCCGCUGGUGAAGCAAACCAAAAACCAAAUUUGCUCAGGAAUGUGUUGCAAAAGACACGAAGUCCUUCGGUCAACACGCCCAAUAUUAACUUUGAGAAGGAUGUGAAGAUCACGAGGUCGCCAAUUCGCGCCUUUUUACAAGUGACAAAUAGGCAAGGCGUCUGCGUGGUGUCCUUCUCUCAACGCUGCAGUGAGGCUGAGGCCGUCGUCAAGUGGGCACCACAAUCCAAGGAUGUGAGUUGUCUGAUGCUCUCGUCUGGCAAAUGUGUCAUUGCCACUCCUCUUCAGGCCACGCCUUGUCGCUAA